Molecule: messenger RNA, 1047 nt
Organism: Bacillus rossius redtenbacheri
Lineage: Eukaryota; Metazoa; Arthropoda; Insecta; Phasmatodea; Bacillidae
Product: myb/SANT-like DNA-binding domain-containing protein 3
Exons: 2
Coding region: 221-778 (185 amino acids)
Source: RefSeq, a predicted model, not a curated record
GGCCGGUUUCACCAGUCGAGUUGAAAAUCCCGAUGAUGUUAUCGAGAUAAAAAGUUAAUCUUCCAUUUCUAUCUCGAUAAAGUUAUAUGUGUUUCACCACAUAUUAUCUUUCUCUGAGAAAAUCGAGAUAAGUUUAACUCGAUCUUCUGAAAUUAUCGCGAUUUUCUGUUUGUAAACACCUUUCGUUAUCAAAGUUUGGCUAGAAAUUUCGUAGGCUAUUAUGGCGAGCCAAGGCUGUAAUUUGUCAAAGAAGCAGAGAAAUAAAAAUACAUCGCAGCAGGAGAAAUACAUUCUUUUAGAUUUAGUAACUGAACAUUUCAAUAUCAUUGAAAAUAAAAAAACAGAUGGUGUUUCACAGCAACAAAAAAUGAAGCAGUGGCAAAUACUUGCAGAUACUUUCAAUUGUAUGUCUGGAGAACAUCACAGGACUGCAGAAAAUUUAAAAGCGGUGUGGGAGAAUCUCAAAAAGCACACGCGAAAGACUUCUGCUGAUCAACGAGUUCAAGUAUUAACUGGAACAGGUGGAGGUCCUUCAAAAACAGUUAGUAAGGAUCCCAUUUGUGAGAGAGUGCAGAGCCUAAUCAAACCGACUAUCGAUGGUGCCAAGAAUCCCUUCGAUUCAGAUUCAGAUGCAAUAAUAUUACCAUUUGAUGCAUCAAAUAGGCCUACUGAUGAGGAUGACAGCAUUCAACUGGAUGUCGGAGCAGAAGUGGAUGUUUCUUUCGUGGAGACGGCAGAGACAGUUAGUAGGCCUACACUUUAUUUUGAGAAAACCUAAUGGAUGUGUCACUGUGCAUAGUUAUGCUUAUUAAUCAUGUAUAGCUAUAGCCUAUGCACUGUGUUAACUUUAUUUCUCUCACAUAAUGUUCAAAUUUAAUUUUUCCACAGGUAACUCUUCCAAAUGGCGACUGGACGCAUUAUACACCAGCCAUGCUCAGCAGUCCUGUGUGUUCUGCCCUUCGACACUCCAAUAACAACUCGGCUAUCACAAACACAGUGCAGACCAAUACUACUGAUUCAUGCAGUGCAAGUAGUGGGAAGGCAAUG